Molecule: messenger RNA, 591 nt
Organism: Lactuca virosa
Lineage: Eukaryota; Viridiplantae; Streptophyta; Magnoliopsida; Asterales; Asteraceae
Source: the annotation of a GenBank genome assembly
AUGGUGCACCAUCCUUCCAAAUAUCGCACAUUGAUCCUAGAUUGGCGCACAUUGAGCAUGGAUGGAAACCAUGCACCAAGAGCUAGUUGUCUUCUGUUGCAUCGUAGUUCUAGCCAAGAACAGUCAAUCUCGUCUUCUUCUUCUCGUCAAACAGGCCCGCUUGCAACUGGAUCUAACCCGACUGGACCCGGCGUCUGCAUCUCAACGGCCAAACCCACAGUUAUCGUAAUCGCCGCACCAACAAAAUGGCAGCAGGAUCCGAUUCCGAUUCUGCACCCCCCCUCCGCCAACAGCUUCUCGUCCGCCGCUAAGGACGGCAUGACGGUGGAGGAGUGCGAGACUAUGAUCCAAAGAAGCCUUAGAAGUCAGAGAAUUGAAAUGGAUCUGACUGAAGAGAUCGAAAACGAAGGUGGCAUAUGGGUUUUGGAGCAGAAGAUCGAUCAGCCAAUGGACGAAGAAGCUGGUAGGCUCAAGAAUAUGUACAGAGAAAAGAAAUUCUCAGUUAUAUUACUUCUUUGUCUUGCAUUUCAAAGUCUUGGAGUUGUGUAUGGAGAUUUGGGAACUUCUCCCCUAUACGUAUUCUACAAUUAA